Molecule: messenger RNA, 2781 nt
Organism: Lasiosphaeria miniovina
Lineage: Eukaryota; Fungi; Ascomycota; Sordariomycetes; Sordariales; Lasiosphaeriaceae
Product: WD40-repeat-containing domain protein
Exons: 5
Coding region: 116-2338 (740 amino acids)
Biological process (GO): DNA replication-dependent chromatin assembly; nucleosome assembly
Cellular component (GO): CAF-1 complex; nucleus
Molecular function (GO): protein binding
Source: RefSeq, a predicted model, not a curated record
CCACUCAACACAUUGAGACGCACGACGUCGACAUCGACGGCGCUCUCACACCCCCUUCGGCUCACCUACCUACGCAGCUCGAUGAUAACCGUCGGACUGCCGACCUAAUGCCACAAUGAAGGCCACUCCGCUGAUUAUACACUGGCACCACAAAAACAACAAUCCAUAUCCAAUCUACUCUGCCCACUUCGAGUCCCACGGGAAGGGCCGCCUAGCUACCGGUGCGGGCGACAACAAUGUUCGGCUGUGGAAGAUAGAGGAGGACGGCGAAGACCGGCGAGUCGAAUAUCUAGCGACGCUCUCGAAGCACUCGCAAGCCGUAAAUGUAGUGCGCUGGGCCCCCAAGGGUGAGCUCCUCGCAUCUGCCGGCGACGAUGGCAAUGUAAUACUAUGGGUCCCUUCGGACAGCCACCUCCCAACCUUUGGCAGCGAGGGCCUUGAAGACAAGGAGACUUGGCGGACAAAACACAUGUUCCGGGGGCUGGGCACCGGCAUCUACGACCUCGCUUGGUCGCCGGAUGCCACAUACUUCAUUAUAGGCAGCAUGGACAAUGUUGCACGAAUCUACAAUGCUGGCACAGGACAGCUAGUGCGUCAGAUUGCCGAGCACAGUCACUAUGUCCAGGGCGUCGCCUGGGAUCCGCUGAAUGAGUAUAUCGCGACUCAGUCGUCGGACCGUUCGGUGCACAUCUACAGCCUCAAGACAAAGGAUGGACAGUACACGCUCAACAGCCAUGGCGGGGAGACCCCCAAGGUUGCCAGCCAUUUCAAGACGGACCUCCCUCCUCGACGGAUAUCCUCCAACAGCCCGGCUCCGCCUGAUAUGGGCUACCGGUCGGUCCUCGCCUCUGUCGACGCGGUGCCAAGCGUGGCGACAGGCUCCCCGGUCCCUUCGGCACCCGGAACCCCGACAUCGAUUGCACUGCCCAUGAAUCCCCCGAGCGUCUUUAGUCACAGCCGAAGGUCUUCCUUCUCUUCGAGGCGCUCGGUCUCUCCAGCUCCGUCGAUGCCUCUCCCAGCUGUUAUGCCCAUGGAGGCCUCUCCCAAGCCUAUUCCUACAAGCACCGGCCUGGGCGUGAAGAAUGCCAGUCUCUACGCAAACGAGGCGUUGACUUCUUUCUUCCGGAGGCUGACUUUCACGCCGGAUGGGGCUCUUCUCCUGACCCCCGCCGGCCAGUACCAGACCCAGCACAAUGUUGACGGUGGCAGGCCCUCGUAUGAGGUUCUCAAUACUGUAUACAUUUAUACGAGAGGCGGGAUCAACAAGCCUCCUAUCGCACACCUCCCAGGCCAUAAGAAGCCCUCAGUUGCAGUGAGGUGUUCUCCGGUCAUCUACACACUGAGGCAGUCCCCGCCUGUUACCAAGCACAUUACGAUCGACACGUCCUCGGCUGAGGAGGCUAUCCCGUCUCUACCUGAGCCUCUCUCGAAGCCUUCUCCGGGUCCCAUGAUCAUGGAGCCGCCGCCGCCUCCUACCUCUGGCGAAGGUCCUACGUCUUCUUCGAAGCAUCUCAGUCUCGAAACGGCUGUUCAAACUCCAGGACCCAAGGCCGCGUUUUCGCUCAAUUACCGCAUGGUGUAUGCCGUGGCGACGCAGGAUUCGGUUUUGCUGUAUGACACUCAGCAGCAGACUCCGAUCUGUAUUGUGAGCAAUCUGCACUGUGCCACCUUUACCGACUUGGCUUGGUCAACUGAUGGAUUGACGUUGUUAAUAUCGUCGUCUGACGGGUUUUGCUCAACGUUAUCCUUUUCGGCAGGUGAGCUGGGGCAGGUCUACACUGGAGAGCUCGGGCCGCCGAAAGUUUCAUCUGGAACGGCUGCCUCGUCGAGCCAAAAUACGCCAGUUCCGACGCCGACGUCGGUCUUUGCACCCCCCUCACCUUAUCGCAACGGCGGCUCCCACCGUCACCGGGAUUCUGCCAGCUCGAUUACAGCACCUUCCCCACCGCCGCUGUCGGCAGCCUCGUUUGUCAGCCAACGGCCAGGAUCGCCUGCGCGUUCUAACUCGGCCUCUUCGAUUCUGACGCAGUCCUCGACAGCGCAGACGGGGGUGGUCAGCAACCCAACACUCAUAUCAGGUCAAGUGCCUAGCAUAGCGGCCACGAACUCGGGCAAGAUCACGGGUGUCCCAAUGACGACACCGCCCGAGACGCCGCGCGAGUUUCCCCGGGGCUCAGCGACGGGUGCAGCGGUUGCUGGUAGCAAGAGAGAUAAUACCGACAGCGACGUCGAGGAUGCGUCGGGGUCACAGCCUAAGCGCAGACGAAUUGCGCCGACACUAGUAAGCGGAGGGACGUUCCCGACGAAUGGGAGCAGCAACGAAGAGCCGAAGGCGUAGGUCGCCACAGCCGUCUGAGGGCCGGAAUGGGAUACUUUCAAAACAAAGGGCGCAAUUUUGCUGGGAUGGACAGGGCGUUUUCGGAAAGAAAUGGAAAAGGACUCGAGGGCAGCGUCCCGGGGAAAGGGUCAAGGAUGUAGUUUAUUUUAUUUGGGUAUUUCGGUCUCUCAGCUCUCAUCGGUACCCUGUCUGCGCUCUUCGCUUCUGUUUAGAAUCCGGUAGUGUUUGGGAAGGGCUGGUUGGAAGCGCCGAGGUGUCGUUGGCGAUAGCAAUGGUGCAUUGUCACAUCUAUAGAGGCUUUCUUCUGUUUUUUAUCUGGAGCCUACCUUUCACAAAGUUCCAGCUCGACGGAUAGGGGCCUGCCCAUUUACCCAGCUUGUUCAGGUGCGCUUUUAGCAAUUUAGUAUGACAAUACAAGACUACGAAACAUCUUGCUAAGUGUG